AUGCACCUGAACCCCUUCCGCCUCGCCGCCUUGGCGCUGGCUCUAGUGUCUACCUCGUCGGCUGAAGAGGACACGUUUUGGAGCACCUCCGUCUAUGGCGGCCUCUCCAGCAUCAUCCAGAGCGUCCUGCCUCCAAUCGACUGCCAAGUGGGGCCCUGGAGCGACUACGUUGGCUGCAACUCCGCCUACUCCACGACCAAGACGCGCCGUCGAGUUGUGACCGUCUGGCCCCUCAACAACGGAGCGGCCUGUCCCGCGCUGGAGGAGUCCCAGCCAUGCGUCCGUCAGGACUGCCAGGUCGGGCCUUGGACCGCCUUCUCGCAGUGCAACCCGCUGUGUGGGAAGAAGACACGCACGCGCGAGAUCACUCUACCCGCUCAGGACGGAGGCGCCGCGUGUCCCGCGCUGGUCGACACUGCCCCAUGUGACCCCAUCAACUGCGUCGUGAGCGACUGGUCGUCGUGGAGCUUCUGCCUGCUGGGCAAGAAGACGCGCUCGAGAUACGUGCAGGUGUGGCCCCAGUACGGCGGCACGCCCUGUCCGUCGAACCUCAUCGACAUCCAGUCCUGCAGCCCCGUGGAUUGCGCCGUGAGCGACUGGAGUCCGUGGAAGAUCAUCGGCCUCAAGAAGUCCCGCUCGCGUGAAGUCACGUGCCAGGCCGAUGGGGGUAAACCCUGUCCGGCUUUGGUUGAGGAGGCGACGUGCAACCCCAUCGACUGCGUCGUGAGCCCCUGGUCCUGGAGUGGAGUGUGUGACCCCACGACCAAGCUGCGGAUUCGCAUCCGAAACAUCCUCACGGCCGCUCAAGACGGCGGUAAGGUCUGCCCUGCUCUUCAAGAGACUGUGACGUGUAUCGACUGCGUGGUGAGUGCCUGGACCGACUUCUCCGUCUGCAACCCGCUCACGGGCACCAAGACGCGGUCGAGGACGGUGGUCACUGCGGCGGCUAACGGCGGAGCUGAUUGUCCAGCGCUGGUGGACACUGUCCCGUGUGAUCCGGUCUCCUGUGCGGUGGGAGACUGGACGCCGUGGGGAUCCUGCGACCCGAAGACGCUGCAGCGCCAACGCACUCGCGUCGUGGUGACGACUCCGUGCUACGGAGGCGCCGCCUGCCCGCCGCUCGUCGACACCCAGGCGUGCGUCCCUCAAGACUGCGCAGUCAGCGAUUGGAGCCCGUUCGAGUUCUUCGUCAAGGACACGGGCGGUCUCAAGUACAAGCGCCGCUCGCGGUCGGUGAUCCGAGCGUGCGACGGCGGAGCGGCGUGUCCGCCUCUGGUGGAGGAGGUGCAAUACCAGCCCGUGGACUGCCAAGUGAGCAAGUGGGUCUGGGACGACAACGGAGCUGGCGCGUGUCCUCCCGGGACCCAACGGCGACGCACUCGAACGGUUGUGACGCAGCCGAAGGACGGCGGAGCGGCUUGUCCCGCCCUCGUUGAGCUGGUGGCUUGUGGAGACUGCCAAGUGAGCGCCUGGAGUCCGUUCGGAGCCUGUGACGCCGGUACAAUGACCCGCAAGCGCACGCGAACUAUCACCCAGCAACCCGUCGGCGACGGAGCUGCGUGCCCUGUGCUUGAAGACAUCGCUCCGUGCGAGCCUGUACCCUGCCAAGUGAGCGACUGGACUGCGUGGGGGCCCUGCACGGCGUCCAAGGUGCGCCAACGUACUCGAACUAUCGUGAACCCAGCCAAGUACGGAGGAACCGAGUGCCCUCCGCUUGUCGACCAGCAGAACUGCAACCCUGUCGACUGCCAAGUGAGUCCGUGGGGACCCUUCGAGAUCCUCGGCUCGACGAAAUGCCGCCGUAGAACCGUUCUACGCGAUGCUGACGGUGGCAAAGCCUGCCCAGCUCUGGAGGAGACGACGACGUGCAAGAAGGUGGACUGCGUCGUGGGCGAGUGGGGGCCCUACUCGGCUUGCGACCCUACCACCAAGCAUCGCUCUCGUUCUCGCGUAGUCUUGACGUCUCCUCAAGACGGUGGUGCCGCAUGUCCAGCAUUAAUUGAAGCAGUAGCCUGCGCCCCCAUCGACUGCCAGGUCAGUCGUUGGGGUACGUGGAGCGACUGCUCUCCGAUCACCGGCAAGCGCACGCGUCGCCGCACUGUGACGACCCCCUGCGCCUACGGAGGUGCCGACUGCCCGCCGCUUAUCGACGAAGACAAGUGCCAGCCUGUGGACUGCAAGGUGAGCGACUGGACCGCGAGGAGCGGAUGCAACCCGCUCACCAAGACUCGCACGCGCAGCCGUUCCCUGAUCACGCCUGCCAGCUACGGCGGCGCCGCGUGCCCCAGUCUCGUGGAGACUCAAGUCUGCACCCCGACCGACUGCAUCGUGAGCUCCUGGUCGCCGUUCGCUUCGUGCGACAACAGCGGCACCGGCAAAGCCAGCGGCAAGGAGCGUCGGUUCCGGACGGUGCUGCAGCAGCCCGACGGUGGCGCUGCGUGCCCUCCCCUGAUGGAAGAGCGACCGGCGCCGAAGGUGGACUGCGUCGUGAGCGACUGGAGCGAUUGGGGAGUGUGCGACCCCGUGCUGUUCGUCCGCGUGCACAACCGCUCGGUCAUCUCGGAAGCCAAGAACGGCGGCAAGUGCUGUCCUGCGCUCCAGGGCUCGCAGCCCUGCUGUCCCAAGCGCGUGGACUGUAAGGUGGGCGAGUGGUCGGACUACCCGCCGUGUGACGCAGCUUCCAACACUCAAACUCGCACGCGCGAUGUGACUCAAGCUGCUGGUCCUGGAGGCAGGACGUGUCCCGACCUCCAGCAGACUCGCAGCUGCAAGCCGAGCGUCGACUGCCAAGUCGGAGACUGGAGCGACUGGGGAAGCUGCUCCAAGAGCAAGUUGCGGCGCACUCGAACGCGCCAGGUUAUCACUCCGCGGUCGGGUAAAGGCGCCAAGUGUCCGGCACUCAAGGACACACAGAGCUGCACUCCGGUGGACUGCUCCGUGACGGACUGGAGCGACUGGAGCGCCUGCGACUCUGGAAUCAAGACGCGCACUCGAACCGUUCUGCAGGACGCCGACGGCGGCAAGAAGUGCCCGAGCCUCAUGCAGACCAAGACGUGCAACUCCAACGUGGACUGCCAGGUCUCGAGCUGGGGCGACUACGCAGCUUGUGACGAGUCGACGUGGAAGCGGACCAAGACUCGCUCCGUCCUCGUGUCGCCCAAAGGCAAGGGCAAAGCGUGCCCCUCGCUCACUCAAACGGAUUCCUGCCCCGCGCGCGACUGCAAGGUCAGCGGUUGGUCCCAGUACGGAGCUUGUGACUCCACUGGCAAGCGGAAGCGCACGCGUCAAGUUGUGACCGAGGCUCGUGGCGGAGGCAAAGCGUGCCCGCCACUGGAGGAGACUGGUCCCUGCAACGCAGUCAACUGCGGCGUGACUCCGUGGGGCCCCUGGAGCGACUGCGACAAUGCCUCUAACACUCAGACGAGAUCCCGAUCGGUCCAGGUGCAGCCGGCCAACGGUGGCACAGCCUGCCCGCCGCUCACGCAGACGCGGAGCUGCCAGAAGUGCAUUGUGAGUGACUGGAGCGACUGGUCCAUCUGCACGGCCGACACGCCCACGCGCUUCCGAACUCGGACCAUCGUGCAACAACCGCCUCCUCCUUCGACUUGCGGCAUUUCCGACACCGACGACCUCGUGGCGAGCUUGCAGUGCCCUGUGUUGCGCGACGAGCAGCCGUGCGAGGCCAUCAACUGCACGGUGAGUGACUGGAGCGACUGGAGCGACUGCAACCCCGACACCUUCGUCAAGAUCCGCAACCGCACCAUCAUCCAACCUGCCGUACGAGGUGGCACCGAGUGUCCCGACCUCGGCGACACGGAUAUUUGCCCCCCUGUGGACUGCGUCGUGGGCGAUUGGACCGAGUGGAGCUCGUGUGGAUUGAACGACAUCGCGUCGUCGCGGUCUCGCCCAGUGCUGGUGCCUGCUGCGUUCGGAGGCGCCGAGUGUCCGUGGACCAGUGAGAGCGUCGACUGUCCGUCGAUCGACUGCGUUCUGAGUGACUGGACGGACUGGAGCGUAUGCACGGACGACACCCCCACGCAGACUCGCGAGCGCUCGAUCGUCCAGGACGCCGUACGCGGUGGAGCUGCGUGCGACGUGGUAACGCAGACGCGGACGUGUCCGCCUGUGAACUGUGAGCUGAGCGACUGGAAGCAGUGGCAGGCGUGUGACGCCAAAACGGGGACCAAGACGCGCUCACGCGACAUCAAGCGCUCUCCUCAGCGCAAUGGCACGGCCUGUGACGCCCUUCAAGACAUCCAGCCUUGCGACGCGGUGGACUGCAUCGUGGACCCGAGCUGGGGCGACUGGAGCGCGUGUGACAACACCUGCGGCAAGCGCUACAAGAGCCGGCAGAUCCUGCAGAAGCCUCUGUACGGCGGCGCCGAAUGCGCUGCGCUGGUGAUGGAGGGCCCCUGCGAGCCCGUGAACUGCGCCGUGUCCGCUUGGAGCGACUGGAGCGACUGCGACGCUGCCACGGGCCUGCGCACGCAGACGCGCAACGUCACGCAGCAAGCGCUGUACGGUGGCUUGGCGUGCCCCGCGCUGGUCCAGCAGAAGAAGUGUGAUCCGGUGCCCUGCAGCGUCGGCGAGUGGUCCGCGUGGACGUCGUGCGAUACCGACGACCCGCAACAGCACCGCUCCCGCAGCGUUACGCAGAAGCCGCUCUACGGAGGUACCGAGUGCCCCGACCUCACGCAGGACGUGACUUGUCCUCCGAUCAACUGCGACGUCGGACCCUGGAGCGACUACGGACUCUGCGAUGCGAGCACGGGCCUGCGGACGCGCACUCGUUCUGCUAUUCAGGUGCCUCGACAUGGAGGCGCCGCCUGCCCCGCUCUCAACAGCACCAUCGCCUGCGACCCAGUGGACUGCAAGGUCGGAGACUGGAGCGACUACGGCGCGUGCGACGCCGUGACGUUCAAGAAGGCCAAGUCGCGCACUGUGGUGCAGAAGCCGCUGUACAAUGGCGCAGCGUGUCCCGACCUGACGAACGACCUGUUGUGUGACCCGAUUCACUGCGUAAUGAGUCCGUGGGGUGCUUGGGAGAGCUGCGACGCUGCGUCUCAAACCAAGACGCGUCGGCGUACAAUCAGUACGCAGCCCAAGUACGGAGGCCUCGCGUGCCCAUCGCUAACGGAGUCGGCCGCUUGCGACCCGGUGAACUGCGUCAUGGGACCCUGGUCCGACUGGAGCGUCUGCAAGAGCGACGGCAGCGACACCAACUCGUUCCGUACGCGGUCGGUGGUGCAAGCCGCGCUUUACGGCGGCACCGCAUGCGGACCCACGCGCGAGGAAGUUCCGUGUGGAGCUGUCAACUGCGCUGUCGGGAACUGGACGAGCUGGUCGACGUGCGACUCGAGCUGUGGCAAGAAGUCUCGUACUCGCCAAGUCUCGCAGCGCGCCUUGUACGGUGGAGCGGCGUGUCCCGCGCUGGAAGAUCUUACGAACUGCGACCCGGUGGACUGCGUGGUGGGCGACUGGGACGCAACUUGGUCGGGUUGUGAUGCGAGCUCGGGACUGCGGACGCUGACUCGUCCGGUGCUGCAAGCCGCGCUUUACGGCGGCAAGGCAUGCCCCCAGACCGUCCAGACCAAGUCGUGCGAUCCCGUGGACUGCACUGUGAACGACUGGGCAGAGUGGGGCUCCUGCAACACCGACACUGGCAAGACGACGCGCAUGCGUACUGUCAAGCAGCGCGACCUGUACGGAGGCUGCAAGUGCCCCGACCUCACGCAGGAAGCACCGUGUGACCCGGUGCCGUGCGCCGUUGGGCCCUUCAGUGACUGGACCAACUGCACGGAUGCCGACGCCACCACGUCGCGCACUCGCCCGAUCACGCAGAAGGCGCUCUACGGCGGCGCUGAAUGCCCCGCGUUGACGGAGACGGCUGUCUGUCCACCCGUGGACUGUGUGUUGGACUCGUGGGGACCUUGGAGCGACUACGACGUCGUGACUGGAGUGCGCACGAGGAAGCGCGCUGUGAUUCAGCCUCCGGUGCGCGGUGGCUCGCCCUGCGACGUCACGCUGGACUCGGAGACUGCGCCGCCUGUCAACUGCCAAAUGGGCAACUGGACCGAGUACAGCCCGUGCAACGACGUCGCGGGAGUCAAGACCCGGUCGCGUCCGAUCCUGGUGGCGCCAAAGUACGGCGGACUCGCGUGUCCCGACCAGCUCCAGAACGCGACCUGCGACCCGGUGAACUGCGUCGUCAGUGAGUGGAGCUCAUGGGGCACGUGCGACUCCAGCAGCGGCAACAAGACGCGCAGUCGCGAUGUCCUGCAGAAAGACAAGUACGGCGGCGCCUGCUGCCCGGCACUGACGGACUCGGCGCCUUGCGACCGCGUGGACUGCGUCAUGAACGACUUCGGCGCCUGGACGCCGUGCGACCCGGCGACCGGAGUCAAGACGAGAUCGCGCACGGUUCAAGUCGCGCCGAUGUACGGAGGAAGCGCGUGCCCGAGCACGACGGAGCAGGGCUUCUGCAACCCCAUCGACUGCAAGGUCAGCGACUGGAGCGCCUUCGGAGCUUGCAACGCUACGUCCGGACUCAAGACGCGCACACGCACAGUGACGACGCAGCCGCUUUACGGCGGAGCGGCGUGUUCUCCUACGACGGACACGGCGGCGUGCGAUCCGGUGAACUGCCAGGUCGGCUCGUGGGGCUCAUGGUCGGCCUGCAACGCAGCGACGUUGACCUCGACGCGCUCGCGGAAGAUCACGGUGAGCCCAGCGUACGGAGGCAUCGAGUGCCCGUGCCUGACUGAGACGUCCCCGUGCAAGAUGCCGACGCCGACGAACUGCACGGUCACCGCGUGGUCGGACUGGACCAAGUGCGCCAGCAAGACCGGCACGCGCACGCGUACGCGCAAGGUGGUGACGGCUGCUACCAACGGCGGCAUGGCGUGUCCUGCGUUGACCGAGACCGGUUCGUGCGCCGGCUUGACGUGCACCAUGGGCGCGUGGUCGAGCUGGACGACGGGCUGUGACAGCUACGGCAUGCAGACCCGCACACGCGUGAUCCUGGACGACCCGUACACGUGCAGCGACUUCUGCGAGGCGACGAUGGAGUGGCGCGCGUGCACGUACAGCAACUCGACUAACGACUACGCCCCUCCUGCAGCAGCUCUCCUCCUGUCGACUGGUGAGAUGGCCUUGGAGGCCCAGGCGUUCGGCGAAGACGGAGAGCACAGCCACGUCCAGGCGUUGUAUGUGUAA
This is a messenger RNA of Phytophthora sojae, 7215 nucleotides long. RefSeq lists its product as hypothetical. The transcript is spliced from 2 exons. The record is from RefSeq and is a predicted model, not a curated record. Bases 1 to 7215 code for a protein of 2404 amino acids. NCBI's taxonomy places the organism in Eukaryota, Oomycota, Peronosporomycetes, Peronosporales, Peronosporaceae.